Lynx canadensis (Canada lynx) is the source of this 4231-nucleotide messenger RNA. It is a transcript of the gene FCRL5, whose product is annotated as Fc receptor like 5. NCBI's taxonomy places the organism in Eukaryota, Metazoa, Chordata, Mammalia, Carnivora, Felidae. The coding region runs from base 19 to 3303 and encodes 1094 amino acids. The record is from RefSeq and is a predicted model, not a curated record. Gene Ontology annotation, biological process: cell surface receptor signaling pathway. The transcript is spliced from 17 exons. Gene Ontology annotation, molecular function: transmembrane signaling receptor activity.
GGUGCUGCACGCCUCUCCAUGGGGGCUGAUCUCAUUCGUAACGGCUGCACUGCAUCUCGCCGCAGAGAUGUACAGAAUCUUCAUCCACGGUCCCGUGUUCAUGACCUUUCACGUGCUUUCAGUGUUUUGGGCAGUUAUGAACGACACCGCUGUAAACAUUCUCUUAGACAAUCUGCACAUACUUCCCUUAAGCACGACCUGCUCUUCGAAAAAGAACUUUCUCAGAUGAGCUCCUCGGGGCUGCUGUGGAGCUGUGCUUCUCAAGAAUCAAAACCAGCCCUGUUACUCCUGAGAAAAGCCCUCGUCUGGCCUCAUCCCGGGGCAGGCCAGGCCUUCAUGCUUCUGUGGGUGUCAGUGCUGGUCCUGGCUCCUGUCAGUGGAAAAUCUGAAGCUGCGGCCAAACCCGUGAUUUCCCUCCAUCCUCCAUGGACUGUCGUCUUCACAGGAGAGACAGUGACCCUGACUUGUCACGUAUUGCACUUCCACGCUCCAGAGAAAAUAAAACGGUUCCUUUGGUACCUCGAGGGUAGAAUACUACGCGAAACCCCAGGCAACACCCUGGAGGUCCGUGACUCCGGACAGUACAGAUGCCAGACCCAGGACUCGCUCCCAAGUGACCAUGUGAGCUUGAUCUUUUCUUCAGCGAACCUGAUCCUGCAGGCUCCCCCCUUCGUGUUUGAAGGCGACUCUGUGGUUCUGAGAUGCCGAGCAAAUGCAGAAAUCACUCUGGAUACCAUGACACUGCACAGGUGGGGAAAGGUCCUGAGCGUCUCUGAUGAAAGUUCCGACUUCCGCAUCGAGCAAGCAAGUCUCAAAGAUAAUGGAGACUAUCACUGUUCCGGAUUUAAGAAUGGCUGCUGUUCCUACUCUUCCAACAUGAUCAACAUCGAAGUCCAAGAGCUGUUUCCACGUCCCGUGCUGACAGCCAGCCUCUCACCGACCGUCUCUGGGAAGUCAGUGACCCUGACCUGCAAGACCCAGCUCCCUCCACUGAGGUCAGACGUCAAACUCUGGUUCCGCUUCUUCAAAGACGACCACAUGCUGCAGUUGGGCUUGGAAAGCUCUCUGAAAAUCUCGACCCUCACCACGAGGAGCAGAGACCCGCCGUAUUACUGGUGCGAGGCCCAGAGAGGGUCUUCCGGCGUCUGCAAACAGAGCCAGAAAUCCCAGCUACGCGUGCAGAUCCCCGUGUCUCGUCCUGUCCUCACCCUCAGCCCCCAUGGGGCCCCGGUUCCUGAAGGACAUACAGUGACGCUUACCUGUAAAGCCGAGAGUGGCUCCUUCCCAAUCUUGUACCAGUUCCUUCGCGAAGAAGUCGUCAUCCAGAAGAUGGAGCCCACUCGGGGCAUGAAGUCCGUCAUGUCUCUGAGGGCAGAGCAUUCUGGAAACUACUACUGCACCGCGGACAACGGCCUGGGUGCCCAACGCAGCCUGCCCGUGUACCUCGCUGUGACUGUCCCCGUGUCUCGUCCUGUCCUCACCCUCAGCCCCCGUGGGGCCUUGGUUCCUGAAGGACAUACAGUGACACUUUCCUGUAAAGCCGAGAGAGGUUCGCCUCGCAUCCUGUACAAGUUUUAUCACGAGAAUAUCAGCCUGGGGAGCAGGUCGGUCCUGUCUGCAGGAGGAAUGUCCCUCCGUGUCACCGUGACGGUGCAGGACUCUGGGAACUACUUCUGUACCGCUGACAAUGGCUUCGGGCCCCAGCGCAGUGAGGCCAAGAGCCUCUCUGUCAAAGUCCCAGUGUCCCGCCCCGUCCUCACCGUCAGGACGCCCAGGGCCCAGGUCGUGGAGGGGGAGGUGGUGGAGCUUUACUGUGGGGCCUGGAAGGGCUCUCCCCCCAUCCUGUACCGGUUUUAUCACGAGGACAACGCCCUGGGGAGCAGCAGGGUCUACAGCAGAAGAGGAGCGUCCUUCAAACUCCCCCUGUCCGCAGAACAUUCUGGAAAAUAUGCCUGUGAGGCCGACAAUGGCCUGGGGGCCCGGCGCAGUGAGACGGUGUCACUCGACGUCAAAGUCCCAGCGUCCCGCCCCGUCCUCACCGUCAGGACGCCCAGGGCCCAGGCCGUGGAGGGGGACGUGGUGGAGCUUCGCUGCGAGGCCCAGAGGGGCUCUCCCCCCAUCCUGUACCGGUUUUAUCGUGAGGACAACGCCCUGGGGAGCAGCAGGGUCCACAGCAGAGGAGGCGCGUCCUUCAAACUCCCCCUGUCCGCAGAACAUUCUGGAAAAUAUGCCUGUGAGGCUGACAAUGGCCUGGGGGCCCGGCGCAGUGAGACGGUGUCACUCGACGUCACAGUCCCAGCGUCCCGCCCCGUCCUCACCGUCAGGACGCCCAGGGCCCAGGCCGUGGAGGGGGACGUGGUGGAGCUUCGCUGCGAGGCCCAGAGGGGCUCUCCCCCCAUCCUGUACCGGUUUUAUCGCGAGGACGUCCCCUUGGAGAGCAGCUCAGCCCCCUCUGGGGGAGGAACGUCUUUCUACCUGUCUCUGACUACAGAACAUUCUGGAAACUACUCCUGCGAAGCUGACAAUGGCCUGGGAGCUCAGCGCAGUGAGGUGGUGCCACUCAGUGUCAUCGUCCCAGCGUCGCACCCCACCCUCACCCUCAGGGCGCCCGGGGCCCAGGCCAAGGUGGGAGACAUGGUGGAGCUUCGCUGCGAGGCCCAGAGGGGCUCUCCCCCCAUCUGGUACUGGUUUUAUCACGAGGACGUCCCCCUGGGGAACAGCUCGGCCCCCUCUGGAGGAGGAGCGUCCCUCAACCUCUCUCUGACCGCAGAACAUUCUGGAAACUACUCUUGCGAGGCCGACAACGGCCUGGGGGCCCGGCGCAGCGAGGCGGUGCCACUCAGCAUGUCAGGGCUGACCAGGAGCAGAAGUGGCCCCAUUGCUACGGGUGUCACCGGGGGGCUGUUCAGCACCCUGGGCUUUGGGGUCGUGGCCCUGCUGUUGUAUUGCCGGCUCCCAAGGAAAGCAGGAGGAAGGCCGACCUCUGACCCCUCCAGGAGCCCUGCAGACUCCGACGUCCGAGAGCCCGUCUACCACAAUGCACCAGCCUGGCUGGAAUUGCAGCCGGUAUACAGCAAUGUAAAUCCUAAAGGAGGAGAAGUUGUGUACUCGGAAGUCCGGAGGAUUCCGCAGGGGAGCAAACCUGCAGCGAACUCAGACUCCGUGUUAGGGCUCCUCCGGACCCACCUGCCCUCCCACGGCCAGGCCGCCAGCCACCGGCCUUCCGACCCCCCGGGCUCAUCUGUCAUCUACUCCCAGGUGAAGGUGGCAUGCCCCUCGGCCUACGUGGCUCCUCAAAGCUGAGUCCACACACACGCCCUGCGUCCCAAGCCAUCCUGGGGGCAAGGACAUCGACAUGGGGUGACUUGAACGGGUCCAGGCCCCGUCCCCUGGCCUCUGCCCUCGGUGUGACCGGAGCACGGGACUACGGACGCUGCCGUUUCCCAAGUGACAGCCCGUGCGCCUCGCGGUCUCUCUGUCUGGUGACGCGUUGCUCCCCCCGGGGCCAUCCCGUCCCCUGGCUUCCUUAGCGGGCUUCAGCCACGGUCCCUGUUCUGGGUCCCACUCCCAUGCACACGCCAGCCACUCCUAGUGGAGCCUGCUCCUGGACUUCGAGGAGGCCGCCUGCCCCCUUCCUGUGGACACCCGUCACCUGUAGAGACCUCCACCAUAGACACCUGCUCCCCCUGGACACCCGCCCCCCCCCCGGACACCUGCUCCCCUGCAGCUCCUUUCUUCAGUGCUCUUCCGUCUGGUGGGGCUACCGUGGGACUCUACCAAGUGGGGACGGGCGCAGCUGGCUGUGGACCUCAGCACCAUGGGGCUGCAUUUCAUGCCCCCCAUCUGCCUGGGACGUUAAGGCCAGCCCCUGACAGCAGGAGAGCUUCUCCCCUGUAUGCGGACCCACACCCCUGCCAGUGGGCUCACAUCCCCUUCCCGUGAGCCCUCCGGUGUGGGUGCAGGAACGCGUCUCACCUGCACAGAGCUCCUGUCCAGAGGCUCGCCCUGAUCCCCGUGAGGAGACCUGCACAUUCCGACAGAGGCACCUCAGAGCAUCGGGGGGACGGAGGAGGCCCGACAGGUGGGAACCUCGACCGGGUUCUGGGUCAAGAAAAAGCCGCAGGAGAAACUUCGGAGGCAGUUAGGGAAAACUGAAUAUGAACUAUAUAUUACUGAUACUAUUGAAUCAAUAACCUGGCAUUAAUUUAAGAAUAUUUGAAAAUAUCUGAAA